AUGCUUGGGAUGCACCGUUCUGCAGUGAUGCAAGACUUGGACAUGCACCGCCCCAGCAGAGACGCGUUGGGCAUCAUGCCUUUAGCACCAACUCACAGUGCUGGCAGAAGUUUGUUGCUGAAACGACCGAGCAUGCCGUUCACGGUUGAUGACCUGGCUGCUGAACUGAGCAGAAUCCCCGCCGUAAAGGCGGUGGCACGCCCCUGCGCGCCCGGCGCGGUGUGGAAAUGCCUGGCCAAUGAUCUUGCCCGUGCCCUCAUGCAGACCUUGUGUAGCACCCCAUUCACACGGCAGAAAGGCCACAAAAGCCUACCACUUGCAGGUGCGCGCAAGAUGCACAACACAGACACCACUGUGGAUCCCAAUUGCGCUGACGUCCUGAUCAUUCCCGAGGUGACUGACGUGACCCACCUGAGAGCAGACCUGAUAUGUCACAAAUGUGGGUACUCUGUGCGGGACCACCGGGCUGCUGGCAACCUGGCCAUUGGCACCGCCAGUUUGACGGAAGCUAAUCUUCAGAACAUCCUUAGCCAGGACCCACCUUGCCCAUACUGCAAUGCGCUCUUUAAGUCCAACCACCAGUGCCAAGUAUGGACGCAGCUGGCGAUGCUCCUAAUGUAUGGUGGAGGCCUUGCAGCAGACGCCACGCCUGUGCCAGUGACCAUGCGGCGUGAAAUUUGCUUGGAUACCUUUCCAAGCCAUGAUGAUGUACACGAGCAUCUUGUCAAUGUCCACAGAUUGUCCAGUGGGAGCUAUAAAAACCCUGCCAGAGACACACUUGAUGGUGAGCCAGUCCGCAACCAUUGCCAUGCGAUGUACGACAACAUGGCUUCCCUGCGCUCACACAUCAACCAGGGCCGAGGUCCCAAGUUCAAUCAAGAUAUGCCCACGGAAGUAGUAGACAUUUUGUCACAGUGGAAAGCAGCCAUGUGUAAGGGUCUUUUUGCUGACACCUUGAGAGAUCCACAUGUACGACUACAGCUCACGCUGAGAGGUCAGAAUUGCAGUUGCCAUUACACACGCGGCGCAAAUCUCUCCGGACAUCUCCAAGCUGCCCAUGCCCAGCUUUGGUCAGACUCUCAGAUGUUGACACGGAUCAUGGUGAGCCUCAUCUACAAUGAAGCUGGUUGCAUCUGCAACCCUGGUGUCAGUGCCCCUCGGGUAAAUCACAUCUGCUUGCCAUUGCGCCAACUGGCGAUGCAGCACAUGCGCAUGACUGGAGACAUCCUGUUUCCACACAACCCCACAGAAGAAGAGCUUGCAGCCUUGUUUUCACAAACCUUGGACCGCACGCAAAGGUUUAUGCUUCAACGCGCUUUGACAGAAAGAACCCUGCAUGAUUUCUGGACAGCUGAGGCUCACCAGAUGAUGCUGAGGCAGACCUGUGUGCUCUGUGGCACCACCAUGCAUCCGGCUGACCUGGUCAGCAACCUCUAUGAGGCACACCAGUGUGGACAACCCAUCGUGCAGUUUUUGAUACAACAGCUGGUAUCCAAGUUUGUGGAAUGCAAUGCCAAUGACUACCAGCGCUCUGCUUGCAUGCAAACGUACAAUUGCCCUGCUGUUCUGGCGGCUUUUCGGGCCAUCACUCCGAUGCUGGACAAGAUGUUGACCCUGGAGCCCAACUCAGCGGCACCCAAGCGUCCAAGAAGAGGAGAACCAGCCAAAGCUCAGCCAGGCCACUCCAAGCACCAGCUGAAGGACACGGUCAACUUGGCUCACGCCGUGCAGCACCUCCUGCAAGUCCUCUUCAACACCCUGCAGCAGCUGGGGGAGACGCGGGAUGGCUCGGAGAUACAGCAGGCAGCCAUCAACAGCAUGAUUCUUUUGCCAGACAAGACGUGCCCUUAUCUGGAAUGGGACCAAUCCCAGAAACAGUUGAAGAUCAGUCACAAAAGACCUCUGACGAUGAAGCACCUUCAUCAACUCUGCACGGGCAUGCUGGAACACUUGGCCGAUGUGCACCUGGCGACCAACUUCCAUGCACUUCCCUCGUCCAGCAAGGAGGUGACAGCAUGGAAACUCCAAGUGAACCUGCGAGCAGAGCAGAUCAGCCGUGGCACUUCUGCAAACCCUGGCCCAUUCAGGGAUAUGGCUCCUCAUGGGGACAUCCAUGAAACCGCACAGCCUACGGCAGAGUCCUCUUGCUUACGAUCUGCAGCAAGCCUUGGGGAUGUCCAAGCCACCCAAGGGCAAAGGCACGGGGAAGCUCAAGAAGGAACCCAAACAGGAAUGAACUUUGGGCACAGUGGCCAGCAGCCUGACACCCGAGUGCUGCUGCCGCACUUAGCACAUCUCACGUUGCAGAACCCGGGCAACUUGUGCUUUGCCGAUGUUGAUGGAAUGUGCACGGCCUUACUGGAGGCACCACCUUGUCUUUGCAUCCAACUGGACAGAAGCAUGCAUGAUGUCUUUUCCCAUCAGGGCCUUGUAUACGACCAAGCCGAAUACCAGAUUGUUGCCCUCAUGACGCAUUCAGGAUUGGCAACCUUGCGCAUUGCACCAUCCUUGAUGAAUACCACGUCCCCUGCAGAAUGGCUCUUGGCGCCACCUAUAGUUCUGCAUGGCAUGCACCGCAUUGGAUGA
Cladocopium goreaui is the source of this 2586-nucleotide messenger RNA. Lineage: Eukaryota; Dinophyceae; Suessiales; Symbiodiniaceae. The record is from the annotation of a GenBank genome assembly.